GUUUUUCUGCAACAUUGGGGAUCUGCCUGAGACUAUAUCGAAGAAUAAAACUGAACAGCCUCUCCAGGACAAUGAGGCUGAUAGUCCAACUAAGGAAAUAAACACAUUAACAGAAGACCACCGUCCAUGUUCAUCGGAGACUGGAGAAGUAGAAAGAACCUUCUCAACACCUGGGGUAGGACAGUCCAGCUGUUUCACUUGGUCUAGAAGCUUUGCAGAAAAACCUGCAACUCCUAGCCUUUCAGAAACCAUAGCGUUGCUAAAGCAGUUCCAAAGACACAGGAAAGACACAGAUAAAGACUGUAGUGUAACUGGCACACAAAUAACCUCACCAGCAAAUAAAAAUUCGGAUGAAGAGACAUCACCUUUAAAAGAUCUGCAGUGUUCAUCAAAACAGAAUCUUGACAAGCUGUUGCAAAGCGAAGUGGAUACUUCAGAAAAAUCGCCAGUGGCCGAGAAAAAUGCUAUUCCUGCCAAAGAAUCUAACAGAAGUCCAGAACCAGAUGAUCAUCUGAAUUCUCAGAUCCUUCCAUCUUCAGAAUUUAUAGAUAACAAGAACACAGUUUCUAAAAAUAUGAUUCCUGCAUUAUGUAGAACCAAUUCUCUAAAAUCUUCUAUGGUGGCAAAAUGUAAAUUACUGGUGCCCGCCAAAGUUAGUGGCUUAAGCAAGAAAAUAACAAGUAUAAAGAAAAAACACCAUGAUGCUGAAAACAAGUCAGGACUGCAGGUGAAAAUUAAUGAUCUCUGGAAGAGCUUCCAGUUCAAAAGGGAAUCAGAAAUACUACCUUCCUGUAGAAAAUCAGAACCAUUGUCUCCAAUUAAAGAUAACAAUAACCAACUCCCUCCAGACAUAUGUGAUGAAACUUUUGAUAAAUGCAAUGGAAAAUAUUUCAGUGAAGUCGUACUGCAGAUCUGA
Protobothrops mucrosquamatus (brown spotted pit viper) is the source of this 916-nucleotide messenger RNA. RefSeq names its product exonuclease 1. The transcript has 4 exons. Lineage: Eukaryota; Metazoa; Chordata; Lepidosauria; Squamata; Viperidae. The record is from RefSeq and is a predicted model, not a curated record. The annotation marks the transcript as partial.